Messenger RNA from Sinocyclocheilus rhinocerous, 13271 nucleotides. RefSeq names its product dynein heavy chain 11, axonemal. The transcript has 77 exons. The coding region runs from base 115 to 12819 and encodes 4234 amino acids. Gene Ontology annotation, biological process: microtubule-based movement. Gene Ontology annotation, cellular component: dynein complex. The record is from RefSeq and is a predicted model, not a curated record. NCBI's taxonomy places the organism in Eukaryota, Metazoa, Chordata, Actinopteri, Cypriniformes, Cyprinidae. Gene Ontology annotation, molecular function: dynein light intermediate chain binding; ATP hydrolysis activity; minus-end-directed microtubule motor activity.
CUCUUCAGCGUGCACGAAGCUGAGCGCGCAAUAUGUAAACACGUGGCACUGAUUGCGUUCCACGUUUCUUUUAAGUUUUGGACAGUUUGCGUCUGUUCCACAAGGACAUCAAACAUGUCAGAAGAGGAAGAAACGGCGUUUUCCGAAGACCCCAGGGUGCAGUAUUUAGGCGAGAUACUCUGCCGCAUGCUCAAACUCAAAACUGAUGCGUGGGAAAAAUUUGUCAAUGUUGAAAAAAAUAAAAUGCUUUUUACAACGUUUUUCGAAGCGCGUAUUAGACUGUUAUUUUUCAGCGUGACAGCGUCCAGUGCUCCAACUGUUUCUCCAGAGGUUUGUAAUCUCUCUAAAGACAAGAAAGUUUACAUUCUCAGAAAAGGAAAUUCCCCCAUCCUGCCAGAAACCUGUAGGAGUUCUUUACUCUUUGGGGUGCUGUCACCCUCCUUUCUGCCACAGCUGUUAGACACCAUGGAGAAGGUCUGUCUGCCGCUUCUGUUGAACAAGAAGAAUCACCAAAUGUGGCCGAAUAUAAUAUCACAGGAUGUGACGCAACACAUAGAGAAUUUGCAAAGCAAGGUCACCGUGGUGAGGGGACAGUAUAAUGGCAAAACCGUCCUUCCUGUUCCUGCCAUCAGAGAAUGGAUAGAGCUGUGUCAAGAGACAACGAUCACACUGCAAGACAGUCGCAACAGAGCCAUGAUACAUGCAAUUGAGUCCAUGGUCAUCAGCUGGAUGCACAUGAUCCAUAAAGUCUUAAGAGCAGAUUCUGCUGACUUGAUUGUGACAGGAUUGAACCCUGGACCAAAAGCUGAACUUGACUACUGGAGAUCCAGGAAAACGAACAUGCAGAGUAUUCAUGAACAGCUACAGAAUCCUUGUGUUCAGAAAAUGAUGAGGAUUCUGGAAAUUAUAGACAGCAGUUAUUUCCCAUCAUUCAAAGCUCUGACAGAGGCUGUUUUUGAUGCUUUGCAGGAAGCCAGAGCUAUAGAUCUUCACCUUCAACCUCUUAGAUCAUUGCUGUCUCAACUGGAGGAGGAUGAGUUCUCAUCCUUCCAUACACUCAUUCCACCAGUCUUUCAUCUUAUAUUUCUGGUCUGGACUCACUGUUCAUUCUAUCGUUCACCUGCUCGCAUCGUUGCUCUGCUGCAGGAGCUCUGCAACCUUUUCAUUCGGCAGGCCACUUCAUAUCUCCGUGCAGAGCAGCUGCUGAGAGCAGAGACUGAAGAUGGUUUGGAGAAGUUACAGACUGUGGUGGGAGUUUUCAGGUGUGUCAGGGAAACGGUCAAGACAUACAGACAGAAGGUGGCUGCGUUGGCCAGUCAUUAUUGUACACCAAAGUGCUGGGAUUUCCCUUCAGCUCUUGUUUUUACUCGAUUUGAUGGCUUCUUGGCUCGUGUUUUACAGUUGAAGGCCCUUUUCUCCACUAUGCUGGAGUUCCAAAGGUUGGAGAAGCUGGUUUUUGGAGGUCUCAGAGGAAGGGUUUACACUGAGCAGGUCUCUCGAAUAUAUGCAGAGUUUCUUCAGCUUUGCAAAGCCAUAAAGGAUCAAGAAUACAAUCCACUCGAUUUGACUUCUCUGGAUUUCGAAAAAGACUUUUCAAGUUUCCAAGAAAGAGUUGCAGACUUUGAUCGACAGCUGUCCAGUAUUUUGUGCCUUGCCUUUCAAGAUUGUUCAGGAUUGGAAUCAGUUUUCAAACUGGUUGCUGUGCUCAAACCCCUUUUGGAAAGAGACAUCAUAAAGGAAAUGUUUAUUCCUAAUUUCUCCAAAGUGAUUCAGCUUUUUGCAGAUGAGCUGGACAGAUGCAAACACCUGUUUGAUUCUCAUCUUGAGCAGAAAAAGAGGAACAAACUGCAUUUGAGCAAGAACAUGCCUGCUAUGACAGGUUGUCUGAAGUGGGCAAAAAUGCUUAGAGACAGAAUUCAAAUCCCUUGGAACAACUUUCAGUUUGUUCUGGAUAUGAGUAUCGAAGGAGCGGAAAUGGAACUGGUCUAUCUUAAGUACCUGGAGAUGUCCUCUCAUUUAGAUGAGUAUGAGAAUCAGGUCUAUUUGAGCUGGUGUGGCAAUAUUAACCAGGUCUGCCAGAUGAACCUGGAUCAGCCCCUAAUCAAAAGAGAUCCCAGCACUGACCUGCUGUCAGUAAACGUCAAUCAAGAGUUGAUUGCUGUGCUCAAGGACGUGAAACACCUGGAAAUCCUUAAUCAGACGAACAUCCCUUCUGCUGCUAUGAAGGUGUAUGAAAAUAGAAAGAUGUUCUUUAAGAACCUUGGGAGCCUACAUUUACUGGUGCAGUGGUAUAACAAGGUGAAACAGACAACUCUUGAAGUGGAGUCUCCUCUUAUGAAAGAGGAGAUGGAGACUGUUGACCAGCAAAUCCAUCGAGCAGAAACUGAGCUUACAUGGCAAGACCAGAACUGCUGGAACUACAUCUGCACACUGAAGGACACUGUCUACCGGCUGGAGAGAAGACUACAAACAACUAAAGACAAUAUUGAGAUGAUGGAAGUUCUGAUGAAUGGAUGGAGCAAACAGCCAAUGUUCUGCAGAAAAGACCAUAAGAAAGAAUCGUCACUACAACUGGAUGAUAAAGCAGGAAGAAUGGCAAAAUGCUACAGCAAUCUCAGGAAAGAUGGAGAAACUAUCCAUAACUUGUUACAGGAGAACGUGAUCCUUUUUGCAGCGGAUAGUUCUUCAGAUGCAUGGAAGGCCUACUUGGAGUAUGUAGAUGACAUGGUGGUGGAGGGGUUUUUCAGUGCUGUCUCAACUUCUCUGGAGUUUUUCAUUGAGAAUAUGGAGGGGUCAGUGAGGCAGGCUCCCUUGUUUGAGGCUCAAAUGCUACUGAUGGGAUCCGAGAUUAAGUUUAAACCGUCUCUGGAUCGAGAUGGUGGCGAUGGACUUUAUGAAUUGGUGGAAGAAUUACUAGGAGUUGUGUUCAAGAUGUCUGCUCAGGUGAAGAGGGUGGCACCUCACCUAAGCGUGAAGGACUACCAGGCUGACAUCGAGGACAUGUUAGACCUAAUAGAUCUCCGACAUGAAGUGAUGGAGAAAGUUGAUGAAGUCAUGAAGAAAGCCUUGCAAUACCAGGACACACUUAUCCGCUACAGUCCCCUGUGGCUUGAUGACAGGGUUGAAUUUCUCAGGCAGUUCCUCCUCUAUGGUCAUGCACUGACAGCUGAAGAGGUGGAAGCCUAUGGAGAAGAUGCAUUUCCAGAAAAUCCUCCCACCACAACACAAUUCAAGGAACAGAUGACUCAUUAUGAAGAAGUGUAUGCAGAGGUCAGCCGUUUGGAGGACUGGCAGGUGCUUGACGGUUGGUUUAGAGUGGAUAUCCGUUCGUUCAAGAUGAGUCUUUUAAACAUAAUCAAAAAAUGGAGCUGGAUGUUUAAAGAGCACCUGAUGUCUUAUGUUACCGGCAGUAUUGGUGAACUCGAGGAUUUCAUGCUCCGGGCGGAAUCCAGGCUUAAAGAGCCGUUGUGCGGUGGAGACUACCAGGCUCUUGUGCAGGUGAUGGGUUACCUGCUGGAGAUCAGAGACAGGCAGACUAGUACAGACCAGCUUUUUGAGCCUGUCAUUGAUGUGGUCAAUCUUCUGGAGCAGUAUGGAGAAACCCUACCUGAGUGUGUUCACAUGCAGCUUGAGGAGUUGCCAGAGAAGUGGAACAACAUGAAGAAGUUGGCCUGGACAUUGAAACAUGAGGUUGCUCCUCUUCAUACUGCAGAGGUGGCUGUUAUCCGCAGGAAGUGUGUGGCCUUUGAGAAAAAGCUGAGUCAGUUUCGAGAAAGGUUUAAAAGAGAAGCUCCUCUCCAGUACAACACAGAGAAACCAUAUGCUCGCCUGGAUAAAUGUCACAGGGAGAUGCUAGGUUUAGAGGAAGAAAACGCAGAUCUCCAGGAGUCCUGUAAGCUGUUUGAAGUGAGCAGCCCUGAUACUAAGCAGCUCAGGCUCUGUCAGAGAGACAUUGCUGUUUUGAAACAGCUCUGGGAUCUGCUGCUUUGCGCUCAGUGCAGUAUAGCAGAAUGGACAGGAACAAUAUGGAGAGAGAUCAAUGUAGAACAAAUGGAGACAGAGCUGAGGAGGUUUACAAAAGAAAUGUGGGUUCUUGAUAAAGAGGCCCGUGUUUGGGACGUGUAUGUGAGUCUGGACUGUGUGCUCAGGGAUCUGUUGGCUUCUCUGAGGGCUGUGACAGAGCUGCUGAACCCGGCCAUGAGAGACAGACACUGGGCCCAGCUGGUCAGGACUACUCGGGUUGAUUUCACUCUAACUGAAGAAACAUUUCUUGAGGAUUUACUGGCUUUGCAGCUGCACAGAUAUGAAGAUGUGGUGCACAGUACAGUUGGGAGAGCAGUCAAAGAGAUGUCCACUGAGAAGGUUUUGACUGAAAUCAGCCAGAUGUGGACACGGAUGGAGUUUUCCUAUGAAGAGCAUUACCGUACCGCUGCACCAAUGCUGAAAUGCAGUGAUGAACUUAUUGAGAGUCUGGAGGACAGUCAGGUGCAACUGCAGGUGUUGCUGCACAGUAAGCAGGCGGCGUUCUUCCAUCGGCAGGUGUUGGAGCUACAGGCCCAGCUGACUCGGGCUGACUCAGUGCUGUUGCUGUGGCUGGAGGUGCAGAGGACCUGGGCUCACCUGGAGAGCAUCUUCAUGGGCUCCGAAGACAUUCUCCACCAACUGCCAGACGAGGCACAUCAGUUCAGCUCCAUUGAUUCUGACUUUAAGGACCUUAUGUUCAAAAGUGGCAAAACAAAAAAUGUAAUUGCUGCCACCAACAAGCCCAAUCUUCUUCCGAUGCUUGAAGAUCUGCAAAGGAGACUGGCUGUAUGUGAGAAGGCACUAGCCAAAUACCUGGAGACCAAGAGAAUGGCUUUCCCACGAUUCUAUUUCCUCUCUUCAGCAGACUUACUGGACAUCCUUUCUAAAGGCAGACAGCCCAGACAGGUUACCCGUCACCUGGGUAAGCUGUUUGACAGUAUGACUGAUCUGGAGUUUUCUGACAAGGAGGGGGAAAAGGCCACAGCAGCGGUGGGAAUGUUCAGCAGAGACGGAGAAUAUGUUCCAUUCUAUUCACCGUGUGACUGCGUUGGGCCGGUUGAGCUCUGGUUGAAGUGUCUGGAGGAUGUGAUGAGGGAGGGAAUGAGGAGGCACAUAGCCGAGGCCGUUGUCGUAUAUGAGGAACGUUCGCGGGAACAUUGGGUCUUGGAGCUGCCGGCUCAGGUGGUUCUCACCGCCUCUCAGAUCUGGUGGUCCGCUGACAUGAAUCUUGCAUUUGAGCGGCUGGCCGAGGGUUUUGAGACGGCACUCAGAGACUACAACAAGAAACAGAUUGCCCAGCUAAACUCCUUGAUAAACAUGUUAUUGGGGGAACUGAACCCGGGUGACAGGCAGAAGAUCAUGACCCUGUGCACCAUAGAUGUUCACGCCAGAGAUGUGGUCUCCAAACUCAUCGCUCAGAAGGUGAGCAGUGCUCAGGCGUUUGCCUGGGUUUCUCAGCUCCGCCACAGCUGGGAUGAGGAGCAAAACCACUGCUUCAUCAACAUAUGUGAUGCUCAAUUUCGAUAUUCCUAUGAAUAUCUGGGCAACACGCCUCGUCUGGUCAUUACACCUCUUACAGACAGAUGCUAUAUAACACUGACUCAGUCACUGCACUUGACGAUGAGCGGUGCUCCAGCGGGACCGGCUGGCACAGGAAAGACUGAAACCACUAAAGACCUGGGCAGAGCUCUGGGGGUCAUGGUGUACGUCUUCAACUGCUCUGAGCAGAUGGACUAUAAGUCCAUAGGGAACAUCUUUAAAGGUCUGGCACAAACUGGAGCUUGGGGCUGCUUUGAUGAGUUUAACCGAAUCACUGUGGAAGUGCUGUCAGUGCUGGCAGUACAGGUGAAGACCAUACAGGAUGCCAUUCGCAACAAGAGGAAGAGGUUUCUGUUCCUAGAGGAAGAGAUUAGCUUGAAACCCUCUGUUGGGAUCUUCAUCACAAUGAACCCUGUAUAUGCUGGACAAACUGAGCUGCCGGAGAACCUCAAAGCACUUUUCAGGCCGUGUGCAAUGGUGGUUCCUGACGUGGAGCUGAUCUGUGAGAUCAUGUUGAUGUCUGAGGGAUUUCAGAGCGCUCGGGUUCUGGGCAACAAGUUCAUCACCCUCUACAGGCUCUGUAAGGAGCUGCUCUCUAAACAGGAUCACUAUGACUGGGGACUGCGUGCUGUCAAACCUGUCCUGGUGGUUGCUGGAGCUCUCAAAAGAGCAGAUCGAACAAGGCCAGAAGAUCAAGUGUUGAUGCAGGCUUUGAGAGAUUUCAACAUGCCAAAGAUCGUUUCGGAAGACGUUCCAGUGUUCCUGGGUCUGAUUAGAGAUUUGUUCCCUGGUUUGGAGGUGGAAAGGCGGACUGAUGCAGAGUUUGAGCUGAUAGUCCGUCAGACGAGUCUAGAGUUAAAGCUUCAACCUGAGGACACGUUCGUUCUGAAAGUUGUUCAGCUUGAUGAGCUUCUAUCUGUUCAUCACUCAGUGUUUGUGGUUGGUGAUGCUGGGACUGGAAAAAGCCAGCUCCAUGAUUCUCGGGCUGAGUUCAGUCAGUGGUGGAUCAAAGAGAUGAAGAGUGUGAAGUUUCCUGUACAGGGUUCUGUGUUUGACUACUAUUUAGAUCCUCAUUCCAGACGCUUCCUGCCAUGGACCGACAGGAUGCUCAUGUUUGAGAUGGACCCUGAUACACCUGUACAGUCUGUGUUAGUCCCAACAGUUGAGACGGUCAGACUGCAGUAUUUCAUGCGCAUGUUAUUGGAGACAUCUCAGCCUCUUAUGCUGAUUGGUGGAGCAGGCACUGGGAAAUCUGCUCUGGUCAGGAACCUUCUGGAAACACUACCGGAGAACCUUAUAACCGCGAAAGUUCCCCUUCACUUUCAUAUCACUGCAUCCAUGCUGCAAAAGGCAAUGGAGAAACCUCUCGAAAGGAAGGCUGGCAGGAGUUACGCACCCCCGAGAAACAAGAGACUCAUCUAUUUCAUCGAUGACAUGAACAUGACAGCUGUGGACAGUUACGGGACCUCUCAGCCACACGCUCUCAUUCGCCAGCAUCUGGAUUACAAGCACUGGUAUGACAGUCACAAUUUAACAAUGAAAGACGUACACAACACCCAUUAUCUCUCUUGUAUGAAUCCAACAUCGGGGAGUUUUACAAUUAACCCCAGACUGCAGAGGCAUUUCACAGUGUUAGCGUUCAGCACACCCAGCUGUGAGACCCUCAGCUCCAUCUUUGGCUCUAUCCUGAGCUUCCACCUGCAGAGGUUGCGGUUCAGCCCAGCUGUGGUGAGGAGUGCUCCAGCUGUGGUGAAAGCGGCUGUAGCCCUCCAUAACAGGGUGCUCCAGCACUUCCUCCCCACCUCUAUAAAGUUUUACUAUUUCUUCAACCUGUGGGAUCUCUCUCGACUGUUCCAGGGUCUCCAGUUCUCCAGGCCAGAGUGUGUUAGACAGGGUGCAGAUCUGGUUCGACUUUGGAUCCAUGAAUCCAGAAGAGUAUAUUCAGAUCGCUUUUCUGAAGCAUCUGACAUUCAGCUUUUCCAUAGGCUGCAGGCGGACAUCGCACGACAGGCCUUGGAGGAAAUAGAGGAAGAGGCAGUGUUGCAGGAGCCACUAAUAUACCUGCACAGCAGUGUGGGCUCUGCAGAACCUUCCUACACGCCCGUAGCUGGAUGGGAGCAGCUCAGCUGUAUCCUCAGUGAGGCUUUGGACAGCUACAACGAGCUCCACUCUGCCAUGAACCUGGUGCUGUUCCAGGAAGCCAUGCAGCAUGUGUGUCGGAUCAGUCGCAUCCUGGCAUGUCCUAGAGGCCAUGCCCUCCUCGUAGGUGUGGGGGGCAGUGGCAAACAAAGCCUGACCCGCCUUGCCGCCCACCUCUCCAACAUGGAUGUGUUCCAGCCCACCCUCAGCAAGGGCUACAACAUACAGGACCUAAAGGUGGAUUUGGCUGGACUGUACAUGAAGACGGGGGUGAAAAACAUACCCACAAUCCUGCUCCUCACAGACGCUCAGAUCCCAGAGGACCGUUUUCUCGUCAUCAUCAGCACCCUGAUAUCGUCAGGUGAGAUCCCUGAUCUGUUGAGUGAAGAGGAGGUGGAUGGUGUUAGAAAAGCUGUGAGGAGUGAGGUGCGGGAACUGGGUCUGCUAGACAACAGCGAGAACUGCUGGAGCUUUUUUAUGAAUCGAGUGCGACAACAACUCAAGGUCGUGCUCUGCAUGUCUCCAGUAGGUAAUAGCUUGCGUCUACGUGCCCGACGUUUCCCGGCUCUGUUGAACUGCACCACUCUGGACUGGUUCCGGGAAUGGCCCCUGGAGGCCCUCCAGUCUGUCAGCUUGAAGUUCCUGCAGGACAUCCCAAGUAUUCAGCCGGCCGUUCGGGAAUCCAUCAGUCUUUUCAUGGCCCACGCUCAUGCGAGUGUCAAGCGGGUUAGCGAGCGUUACUGCCUCAAUGAGAGGAGGCACAACUACAGCACGCCCAAGAGCUUCCUGGAGCAGCUGAGGCUUUACGAGAGUCUGCUGGGAAAGAGAGAGAGGGAACUGCAUCUGAGACACGGCAGGCUUCAGUGUGGCCUUCAGAAACUCAAGACGACGGCCUCUCAGGUUGAUGAUCUGACAGUCAAGCUGAACUCACAGGAAGUGGAACUGACACUGAAGAACCAGGCAACUGAGGCUCUCAUGGCCAGGAUCGGCCUGCAGACAGAAAGAUUGAGCCAGAAGAGAAAGGAUGCUGACCUAGAGGAGCAAAAGGUGGCUGCCAUGCAAGCAGAGGUGUCACGAAGACUGAGAGAAUGUGAACGUGAUCUGGCUAAAGCUGAACCUGCUUUAGAGGCGGCUACAACUGCUCUGCAAACUCUCAACAAGGUAAAUCUGACAGAGUUAAAGACGUUCCCGAAUCCCCCCGAGGCUGUGAUUAACGUCACCGCGGCUGUGAUGGUGCUGCUGGCUCCAUGUGGGCGAAUUCCAAGAGACCGCGGGUGGAAGGCCGCCAGAGUCUUCAUGGGAAAGGUGGAUGACUUUCUGCAGGCCCUGCUUACUUAUGAUAAAGAGCACAUCCCUGAGUCCAGUCUGAGUGUGCUGAAGCAGGAAUACCUGAGAAACCCAGAGUUCCAUCCCGAUCACGUCCGGACCAAGUCCUACGCAGCUGCUGGCCUCUGUGCGUGGGCCAUCAACAUAGUGCGCUACUAUGAGGUUUAUUGUGAGGUUGCACCAAAGCGUCUGGCUCUGGCACAAGCCAAUACUGAACUGGAAACUGCUACUGCAAAACUACUCAGUGUUAGAAAGAAACUGGAAGAUCUGGACAGGCACCUGCAAAGCCUAACAGCUCAGUUUGAGAGGGCGGCGGCUGAGAAACUGCACUGCCAGGAGGAAGUGACACGCACCAGCCAGACCAUUGAGCUGGCCAAUCGGCUGGUGGGAGGCCUGCAGGCAGAAAACGUGCGUUGGUCGGAGGGACAGCUGGAGCUGGAGUCUCAGCUGAAGACUGUGUGUGGUGAUGUGCUUGUGGCUGCUGCUUUAGUCUCUUACGCUGGAUACUUCACACAGCCGUAUCGUCACCAACUCCUUCACGACAUACUCAUUCCUUUCCUCCGAGAACUCCAAACCCCUAUCCCGCUGACAGACGGUCUGGACCCUGUACUUACGCUGACUGACCAGGCCACCGUGGCAGGCUGGCAGAACCAGGGCCUGCCAGCUGAUCGGCUGUCCGUUGAAAAUGCAGCCAUCCUGAUGGCCAGCCAGCGCUGGCCUCUGAUCGUGGAUCCUCAGCAGCAGGCCACCAAGUGGAUCCGAAAUCUGUACGGGCCCAACCUGAGGGUGCUGCAGUAUGGCCAGAAAGGGUAUCUGGAUGUUAUUGAGCAGGCUUUGGCUGCUGGUGAGGUGGUCCUGAUUGAAAACAUGAAGGAGAGAGUGGACCCUCUUCUGGAGCCACUGCUAGGAAGGCAAACCUUAAAGAAAGGAAGGUACAUCAGACUGGGUGAUAAGGAGUGUGAGUAUAACAGCGGUUUCCAUCUCUUGCUACACACUAAGCAAGCCAACCCUCACUUCCCCCCGGAGCUGCAGGCCCAGACCACACUUAUAAACUUCACAGUGACCCGCGCUGGCCUGGAGGAGCAGCUACUAGGCGAGGUGGUCACGCAUGAAAGGCCUGAGCUGGAGACGAUGAAGUUGGAAUUAAGCACCCAGCAGAACUUGUGUCAGAUUGAGCUGAAGAGACUAGAGGAUGAGCUGCUGAGCAAACUGUCAGCAGCAGAGGGAAAUUUCCUGCGAGAUACAGCCUUAGUGGAACAGCUAGAAUAUACUAAGAAUACAGCCAGACACAUCCAUAACAAGGCUGUUGCAGCUCGAGAGAAUGAGAUAAAGACCAAUGAUGCGCGAGAUCUUUACCGGCCAGCGGCUGAGAGAGCUGCCCUACUAUACUUCACUAUUAAAGAGCUCCACAACAUUAACCCCAUGUACCAAUACUCCCUCAAGGCCUUCAACAAAGUGUUCCUCAAAGCCAUUGCGAGAGCUCCUGGUGAUGAAGACGUAUCAGUGCGUGUUUUAUCUCUCACUGAGGCCAUCACCCACUCGGCCCUUCAGUACACCUGCCAGGGGCUCUUCCAGAGGGACCGACUCACCUUCCUCACCCACACCGCCCUCCAGAUUCUUCUGACAAGGGGCUUCAUUGAGGCUCAGGACCUGGAACUUCUGCUGCGAUUUCCGGUAGAGGUUUGUCAGAGCAGUCCCGUCUGCUUCCUGUCUCCACAGGCCUGGGGUGCCAUUAGGAGCUUGUCCAUGCUGGAUGCAUUCACGGGUCUGGACAGGGAUGUGGAAGGUUCUGGCAAACGCUGGAGGAAGCUGGUGGAGUCAGAGUGUCCAGAAAGAGAACGUCUCCCUCAGGACUGGAAGAAUAAGAGUCCCCUCCAGAGACUCAUCAUUCUCAGAGCCUUUCGGCCUGACAGGAUGACCUACGCUCUCCGAAAUUUUAUUGAGGACAGUUUGGGCUCCAAGUAUGUAGAUGUCAGUCGAAUGGAGCUUGAAAAGUGUUUUGAGGAGUGCAAUCCCUCUACACCGGUGUUCUUCAUCCUUUCUCCUGGAGUCAACCCCAUCAAGGAUGUAGAAACACUUGGGCUGAAGCUUGGAUUUACCACAGACCAGGGGAACCUCCAUAAUGUAUCCUUGGGUCAAGGACAAGAGAUUGUGGCUGAGAGAGCAUUGGAGACCGCAGCCAAAAAAGGACAUUGGGUCAUACUGCAGAAUGUUCACCUGCUGGAGCGGUGGUUGGGUCGUCUGGAGGAGCUGUUGGAGAACACAGGCAGCGAUGCUCACUCAAACUACAGAGUGUUUAUGAGUGGAGAACCGUCCUCCAGCUCCCAUGAGCACCUCAUCCCUCGCACCAUCCUGGAGAAUGCCCUCAAACUCACUACUGAACCACCCACCGGCAUGAACUCCAGCCUACAUGCAGCUCUGGACAACUUCACCCAGGACACUCUGGAAAUGUGUUCUCGAGAGCAGGAGUUUAAAGGACUUGUGUUCUCACUGUGUUACUUCCACGCCUGUGUGACUGAGAGGAGGAAGUUUGGGCCUCAGGGUUGGAACCACAGAUACCCAUUUAACAAUGGAGAUCUGACCAUCUCUGCCAGUGUUCUGUACAACUACCUGGAGGCCAAUACUAAAGUACCGUGGGAGGAUCUGUGUUAUCUGUUCGGAGAGAUCAUAUACGGAGGUCACAUCACUGAUGAGUGGGACAGGAAGCUCUGCCGUACAUACCUCCAGGAGUUCAUCAAUCCCAAGAUGUUUGAAGGAGAGCUGUUCCUGUGUCCUGGGUUUCCAGCUCCUCCUGAUCUGGAGCACACUGGGUAUCACAGCUACGUGGAUGAGAGAUUGCCCUCGGAAAGCCCUGGUCUCUACAGCAUGCACCCUAAUGCUGAGAUUGAGUUUAUGACGGCCACUUCUGAUGCCCUCUUCAAAACUUUACUGGAACUCCAGCCCAGAGACUCAUCAACAGGAGAAGGAGCAUCACAGUGCACAGAGGAGAAGGUGAAGAGUGUUCUGGAUGACAUGCUGGAGAAGUUACCGGAGGAGUAUAAUCUGGCAGAGCUCAUGUCUAAAACAGCCGAGAGGAGCCCCUACAUCCUGGUGUGCCUGCAGGAGUGUGAGCGAAUGAAUCUGCUGCUGGCAGAGAUACACAGAUCAUUAACAGAGCUGGACCUGGGACUGAAGGGUGAACUGAGUCUCUCCUCAGACAUGGAGCAGCUCCAAACCGCUCUGUUCUAUGACAGCGUUCCAGAGAGCUGGAGCAGGUUGGCCUACCCUUCAACCAAAACACUGGCUCUGUGGUUCAGUGACGUUCUGGCUCAGUGUCGAGAGCUGGACACAUGGACUCAAGACUUUGUGUUUCCUGCUGUGGUUUGGAUCUCUGGACUCUUUAGUCCUCAAUCAUUUCUUACAGCAAUUCUGCAGAGUAUUGCUCGAAAAAACAAGUGGCCUUUAGAUCGGAUGAGCCUGUCUGUGGACGUCACCAAGAAAACCAAGGAUGAUUAUGGCCAUCCUCCUCGAGAGGGAGCGUACAUUCAUGGACUCUUCAUUGAGGGUGCUCGCUGGGAUAGCUCCUCGGGUCUGCUAUCAGAGGCUGUUCUGAAGGAGUUGACUCCAGCUAUGCCAGUGCUGUACAUACGCGCGAUACCCAUCGACCAGCAGGAUGUGAGGAACACCUACGAGUGCCCAGUGUACCGCACCAAACUCCGCGGCUCCACCUACAUCUGGAGCUUCCGUCUCAAAACACGCCAACCGCCUGCAAAGUGGGUUCUGGCAGGAGCAGCACUGCUUCUGUCAGUGUAAACAACCAACCAACUCCAUUCUGCUCACAGAGGUUGACUUCUACAAGUUAUAUGCUGAUGGAAUCAUCAUUUUUUUUGGUUUCGUAUUAAAUGCAAAUAAGAUGUUAUGUUGUCUGAUGCAGGGCUGCACGAUUGAUCAGAAAUAAAACCAAAAUCAUAAUAUGACUUAUCAAAUCGCAAAUGCUGCAAUUGAAUUAAAUAUAGAUAUACGCGGAGUUUCAGGUGAAGCACAUCUUUUACACACAAACCUGUCAUGAUCCAUGUUUUUAGUGCCUCAGAGUGGCUCAGUUCACAGUAAAUGAUUUCAUCUCUACAUCUGCUGUGCAUUAUGUCGUUCAUGUAUUUGGAAACGCAACAUUCGCCAGCCAUCUUCCCAAAAUUGUAAUGAAUGAUUAUAGACCAGCUGUUGUCAUCAUAAAUAAAUUAAUUUGCAGUACUGCAAUAAAAUGCUGU